UCCAGCUCACUUCCCAAAUUCUUUUUCUUUUUCUUUUUCUUCUUCUUCUUCUUCUUCUUCCUUUUCUCUCUUAGGGUUUCACAGAAGAAGAACAAAACCUUCUGUGACCACCACCUCCACCACCGCUACAGCCACCACCGCCGGUGUUUCAUCACUGAUUACAGACCAUAAACCAACCAGUUUGAAGAGAUCUCUCUUCUAUUUUAUACAGAAGAUGGCGAUGGAAGUCACACAAGUGCUUCUCAAUGCACAAGCAGUAGAUGGUGCAGUGCGUAAACAUGCUGAGGAAAGUCUUAUGCAGUUUCAGGAGCAGAACCUACUUAGUUUCUUGCUAUCGCUUUCAAGUGAAUUAGCGAACGAUGAAAAGCCUAUUGAAAGUCGUAAACUAGCAGGUUUGAUAUUAAAGAAUGCUUUGGAUGCUAAGGAACAGCAUAGGAAGUUUGAACUGGUACAGAGAUGGUUGUCGCUUGAUAAUGCUGCUAAAGCUCAGAUUAAAGCGUCUUUGUUAAAGACUCUUACUUCUACUGUACAUGAUGCACGGUCAACUGCGUCUCAAGUCAUUGCAAAGGUUGCUGGAAUCGAGAUGCCACAUAAUCAGUGGCCAGAGCUUGUGAGUUCGCUCUUGGGUAAUAUUCACCAGCUCCCUGCUCAUGUCAAGCAGGCUACUCUUGAGACUCUUGGUUAUUUGUGCGAAGAGGUAUCUCCAGACGUCGUAGAUCAAGAUCAAGUAAACAAGAUACUUACAGCAGUUGUUCAGGGUAUGAACUCUACAGAAACAAACAAUGAAGUCAGGCUUGCUGCUACACGAGCAUUAUAUAAUGCCUUGGGUUUUGCUCAGGCUAACUUCACCAAUGAUAUGGAGCGGGACUACAUCAUGAGGGUUGUUUGUGAAGCAACUUUAUCACCUGAGGUGAAGAUACGCCAGGCGGCUUUUGAGUGUCUGGUUUCCAUCUCGUCAACCUACUACGACAAGCUAGCCAUGUACAUGCAAGACAUCUUUAAUAUUACUGCAAAGGCUGUGAGGGAAGAUGAGGAGCCUGUUGCCCUUCAGGCUAUUGAGUUUUGGAGCUCUAUUUGUGAUGAAGAGAUAGAUAUCCUAGAAGAAUAUGGAGGUGAUUUCAGUGGUGACUCAGAUAUUCCCUGCUCUUACUUUAUCAAGAAGGCUCUUCCUGCUCUUGUUCCUAUGCUAUUGGAGACUCUUCUUAAACAGGAGGAGGAUCAGGAUCAGGACGAAGGGGCUUGGAAUCUUGCAAUGGCUGGGGGUACAUGCUUGGGUUUGGUUGCUCGUACAGUAGGAGACGACAUUGUUCCACUUGUCAUGCCUUUCAUUGAAGAGAACAUAACAAAAGCAGAUUGGAGGCAGAGAGAGGCAGCCACAUAUGCCUUUGGUUCCAUCCUGGAGGGCCCCGCUCCAGACAAGCUUAUUUCCAUUGUUAAUAUUGCUCUAAACUUCAUGCUCAGUGCCUUGACAACAGAUCCAAACAACCAUGUGAAGGACACCACUGCAUGGACCCUUGGAAGAAUAUUUGAAUUCCUUCAUGGAUCGACUACAGAUACACCCAUCAUUACCAAUGCAAACUGUCAACAAAUUAUAACUGUUCUACUUCAGAGCAUGAGAGACGUUCCUAAUGUUGCUGAGAAGGCAUGUGGGGCUCUCUAUUUCUUGGCUCAGGGUUUUGAAGAUGUUGACACGAUGUCCUCUCCUUUGACUCCUUUCUUUCAGGAGAUUGUAAAGGCCCUUCUUGCAGUUACCCAUAGAGAAGAUGCUACAGAAUCUCGCCUACGUACUGCUGCAUAUGAGACUUUGAAUGAAGUUGUUAGGUGUUCAACAGAUGAGACGGCUCCACUGGUGGUGCAAUUGGUUCCCGUGAUAAUGAUGGAGCUCCACCAAACACUUGAAGCACAGAAGCUCUCAUCCGAUGAGAGAGAGAAGCAGGCUGAGUUUCAAGGACUUCUUUGUGGGUGCUUGCAGGUCAUCAUUCAGAAGUUGGGUGCAUCUGAAACAACCAAACAUCCAUUCAUGCAGUUUGCUGAUCAGAUGAUGGGUCUUUUCUUGAGAGUAUUUGCUUGCAGAAGUGCAACGGUGCAUGAGGAGGCGAUGCUUGCAAUUGGAGCUCUUGCGUACUCUACUGGGCCAGAUUUUGCCAAGUAUAUGCCAGAGUUUUACAAGUAUUUGGAAAUGGGUCUUCAGAAUUUUGAGGAGUAUCAGGUGUGUACCAUCACAGUUGGCGUGGUCGGAGAUAUAUGCAGGGCACUGGAAGAAAAGAUUCUUCCUUAUUGCGAUGGCAUAAUGACACAACUUCUGAAGAACUUGUCGAGCAACCAAUUACAUCGAUCCGUGAAACCACCCAUUUUUUCAUGCUUCGGUGACAUCGCCCUGGCAAUCGGAGAGAACUUUGAGAAGUACUUGGCCUAUGCCAUGCCAAUGCUUAAAAGUGCAGCAGAGGUUUCAGCCCAUGCAUCUGGCUCUGAUGAUGAGAUAAUUGAGUACACCAACCUCCUAAGAAAUGGAAUCUUGGAGGCAUUUUCAGGAAUUUUCCAAGGCUUUAAGGGAUCUCCAAAGACUCAUCUUUUGCUGCCGUACUCCCCUCACAUUCUUCAGUUCUUGGAUAGCUUGUACUUGGUGAAAGACAUGGAUGAUGUUGUUAUGAAGACUGCGAUUGGGGUACUUGGAGAUCUAGCUGACACUCUGGGUAGUAAUGCUAGUCCUUUGAUUCAGCAGUCUGUGUCAAGUAAAGACUUUUUAAAUGAAUGCUUGUCAUCUGAUGACCAUUUGAUUAAGGAAUCUGCUGAAUGGGCUAAGUUGGCUAUUAGUCGAGCUGUUUCUGGUUGAGGGGCAGAUGAUGCUCUCUUGGCCUCACCUCGAUCUAUCUUUACAGUUUUAGAAGUCUGUCCCUGCAUGCAUUGCAUUGCAUUGGGGGUGUGUCGUCAUGCAAAGGUUCAGGAUUGGAUUUCUGCAUACCACCAUCAUGUGUCACGCUGCUAAUCAUCAUUUUCAUCGCCACAACAGUGAGUCAGGGUUGUCAGUUAGUCGGUCAGUCACUAACUCUGGUGUCAGUACACACCACGGAGGAGUCAGGGUUCUUCUCAGGGGGGGAAGCAGGUUGAUGAACUCACAUAACCACACACCAAAGGAGAUGGAAACAAAGUGUGGAGGAGUGAGGCAAAGUUGAAACUGUGUUCUAUUGGGUUAAUCUCAGCUGUGUCCAGUUUCUCGUCGCCACAGCCUAGGUCUUUGCCAGGGUGGGUCUUUUGCAUUUCAUAUCUUACUAUCACCACCCCCAUCAAGUGUUGCUUCCACUGGGUGUAAUUAUUCGAUCACGGUUCCAAGUUCGCUUGGAUGGGAAGGAUGACACCCUAUAGAGUCAGUUGAGGCGUUGCAGAUCUUAAGACCACCUCCUGCGGCAGCUACACAUUCACCAUUCUCAUUCCUAUUAACUUUUUUUUUUUUCUUUUUCACUCCAUUUCUUUUUUGGUCCCCAAAAAGAUUAUGUAUUGUGUCUUGCAUUAUUAGAGUCAAGUCAGUCAGUCAGUCGGUUGCAUUUCACCUCUUUCACACACACAAACACAAGUCUUUAUAUUUUUAUAAAUAUACUUGCUCAUACAAUGUGGUGGAUUAUUGUAUUUUUUUUUUACCCACAUCCAGGUUUGAGCUCUGUCAAGUUUCAUUCAGGUUGUUACUUUAGUAGGUUGUCUCUGUUUGAAAGUCAAGUGUUAAAUAUCAUGCAUUCAUUUCAUCAAAUCAUAUGCUUUAUUGUUCCAGUCUUUGUUGCAAUUAUUAUUUCUAUAUUUUUGUUUCUUUUAAAAGGAUGUGUAAUCAUCAUCAGACUUGUGAUCAUUUCUCUAGAGUGUUUUUUUGUCAGAAGUUUCAAGAGGAAUGAAGAAAGGCAAAACCAAACAUAAAAAAGGAAAGAAGAUUUUCUGUCCGGUCUGUUUUUUUCUUUUGUUAUAAUACGUCAGUCAUCUUUGAGGAUGGGAACUUUUGUCCAUCUCUUGCAAGUUUGGCUUAGCUUGUUCGGAUUCCAAAGUGAAAUAUAAUUUCAAUAUUUUUUU
This is a messenger RNA of Papaver somniferum (opium poppy), 4053 nucleotides long. RefSeq names its product importin subunit beta-1-like. Gene Ontology annotation, biological process: protein import into nucleus. The transcript has 3 exons. The coding region runs from base 215 to 2833 and encodes 872 amino acids. Gene Ontology annotation, molecular function: nuclear import signal receptor activity; small GTPase binding. NCBI's taxonomy places the organism in Eukaryota, Viridiplantae, Streptophyta, Magnoliopsida, Ranunculales, Papaveraceae. The record is from RefSeq and is a predicted model, not a curated record. Gene Ontology annotation, cellular component: nucleus; cytoplasm.